Tachysurus vachellii is the source of this 6261-nucleotide messenger RNA. RefSeq names its product cyclin Y (gene ccny). Gene Ontology annotation, cellular component: plasma membrane; cytoplasmic cyclin-dependent protein kinase holoenzyme complex. Gene Ontology annotation, biological process: regulation of cyclin-dependent protein serine/threonine kinase activity; regulation of canonical Wnt signaling pathway. The transcript has 11 exons. The coding region runs from base 305 to 1354 and encodes 349 amino acids. Gene Ontology annotation, molecular function: cyclin-dependent protein serine/threonine kinase activator activity; protein kinase binding. Lineage: Eukaryota; Metazoa; Chordata; Actinopteri; Siluriformes; Bagridae. The record is from RefSeq and is a predicted model, not a curated record.
AUGUCGGCGCAGUUAUGGAGCGACUCCCACCGCAGCACAGAAAAAAGCCCUAUCCAUAACAGGGAUGUUUCUGUGACCGUGUUGUCUUUAUAUCAUUAACCGAUAGGAGACACGUUUUUAAACGUGUAGAGGACGUUUGAUGACGGCGGCGACGUGUUAAUCCGGCUUUAGGGAGCGUGUUGUGACGGUGUCCUUUAGGUGCUGCUCCGUUUCUCUAUAAAACAUUAGAUUAUCAGAUCCGUCGCCUUGGAAACGGAGACAUUUAUUUACCGUCUUCUAUCCUGCAUCCAUUGCGGACAUCAUCAUGGGGAAUACGACCUCCUGCUGUGUGUCUUCGAGUCCCAAACUGCGGAGAAACGCCCAUUCUCGCCUGGAACCCUACAGACCGGAAGCAGAGCUGAGCCGCGAGGACACGGGCUGCAACCUGCAGCACAUCAGUGACCGAGAGAACAUCGACGAAUUGAACAUGGAGUACAACCCGUCAGAGCACCCGCGUGCCAGCACCAUCUUCCUGAGCAAGUCUCAGACAGACGUUGUUCCAUCCAGCAAGAAAGUUCGGGAAAAGAGGAAAAGCUUGUAUGUUAACCACCAACACCCAUCUGGUCCGAUGAGACGCAAGUACAGCUCCUGCUCAACUAUCUUCCUGGAUGACAGCACUGUCAGUCAACCCAACCUCAAAUACACCAUCAAAUGUGUUGCUCUUGCCAUCUACUACCACAUAAAGAACAGAGACGACGAUGGUCGAACGCUGUUAGACAUAUUUGAUGAGAAGCUUCAUCCGCUCUCAAAGUCAGAGGUUCCAGCUGAUUACGAUAAACACGAUCCGGAGCAGAAGCAGAUCUACCGGUUCGUCAGGACGCUUUUCAGCGCCGCUCAGCUCAUGGCCGAGUGCGCGAUCGUCACACUGGUGUAUUUGGAGAGGUUGUUAACUUACGCUGAGAUUGAUAUCUGUCCUGCUAACUGGAAGAGGAUUGUACUGGGAGCCAUUCUGUUGGCGUCUAAAGUGUGGGACGAUCAGGCCGUGUGGAACGUGGACUACUGUCAGAUUCUCAAAGAUAUCACUGUAGAGGACAUGAAUGAGUUGGAGAGACAGUUUCUGGAGCUUCUGCAGUUUAACAUCAACGUGCCAUCGAGUGUUUAUGCCAAGUACUACUUUGACCUGCGCUCGCUGUCUGAGGCCAACAACCUGAACUUCCCUCUGGAGCCUCUGAGCAGAGACAAGGCCCAGAAACUGGAGGCGAUCUCCCGACUCUGUGAUGACAAGUAUAAAGACUUGAGAAAAGCAGCCAAGAAGCGGUCAGUGAGUACGGACAAUCUGACAGUGGUGCGAUGGUCUCCAGCUAUCAUCUCAUAACAGUGGUCUGGUGACGCUGAGGACCGAUCCAGAGACAGAGAGACAGAGAAAGACUGUCCACAGAAUUGUCUUCUUUGUCUGGCUGCUCCAGACAAAAAAACCCGGCGGAUUUUACCUUCCAAACGUGUCUUUGUUGUUCUGUUGGCUGCUGUAAAUACAGGACACAGGGACCAGACUCGAAAAGGUGACGAGUGAGGAACGAAAGCGAGCAGCAUGCGGGAUGGAGUGUGAGGAACUUCUCAUACGACGGGGACUGCAUUCCAGCAUCUCUGUGUGUCUUAUCCGAUUAUACGACUCAGCUUAUUCUUAAUUUUGGUUUUUAUUUGAAGGUUUCUUUUUCUAGGUCCUGCUCUCUGAAGCCCAGGGCCACAAUCUGACCUGAACGUAAUUCAAAUAUCAGCCCAAAAUAAGCCACUUCUACAGCUCUUCCAGUCGUGUUGGGAAAGUUACAAUUUUCAGGGUUUCAAGUCAUGCAGGUGUCAGGAACCUGAUUAAAGGGUGAAAUAUCACAGUUAGUCUCAGCCUCAAAGAAACAAAGCUGCUAAUCUGUACUUGUCCUUGUCUCUAUGGCGACAUGAUACUCUGUCCAUCUUUAAAUAACUCUUACAGCUUUAAAGGUUUAAUUAUGUACCUUAAAUUGUUUUACAUUGAGGUACACUAGGUUCAUGUUAACAAGUAAAAGGUUCAAAAGAUUGCUGUACUCCAGCUUUUGCCAGCUGAGGGAUGAGAAAGUUUUCAUAGGAAAUCAUACACUUUUCUGGCCACGAGCUUCAAAAUCAUGAAAGCGCUGAUUAGUUCUAAACACUUUCACUGUAAAAAAAUAAAUAAAUAAAAAAGUUUUUCAUUUCUUUAAGGAAACAAGAAGCGUGUGCACAUGAUUGUCGACAGGCUCUGAGGCAGUUUCAGUUGAUACUUAAAUGUGUGUAGACCCAGAAGUGCAAAACAAAAUAACAAACCAAUGGAUGAAAGUAAAACAAAAAGAAUGCAAGAGCAAAUGCAGAAAGUGCAACAGCACCCAACAGCAGAUCUAGGGCGAAAAAAUGCAACGGCAGCUCCAGAAAAUAACCGCAACAGCAGAUCUAGGAGAAGAAGAAGAAACAGAUCUAAGGGGGGAAAGGCAAAAACAAGAAAAUGACAAAACAACAAAUCCAGAGGGGAAAAAACAACAGCAGAUCCAGAAUGAAAAAAAUACCUGCUGCAGCAGAUCCAGGAAAAUUGCAAAACAACUAAUCUAAGGGGGAAAAAACAAAACAGCAGGUGCAGAAAAAAAACCCCAGCAGAUCCAGAAAAGAAAAGAAAAAUGUGACAGCAGAUCCAGGAAAAAAAAAAACAGAACCUUCAGAAAGUGCAGCAAGAAAACCAACUAGAAAUAUACAGGAAAGCAAGCAAUAAUUUUAGGAAAAAAAAAAAACAAUACAAAAAAAUAGGAAAAUGCAACAACGUAAACCAAAACCAUGGCAGCAAAUUCAGAAAACCCAACAAACAGAAAAGAUUACAACAAAUAAAAAAAUGUAAGCUAAAUUUAGAAAUCACAUCAUAAACCAAAAUCAUGCCAGUAAAUCCUGACAACUCAACAAUUUAGGCAACAUAAAUGAGAGAGGAAAAAAUAUCUAUAAAAAUAAAUGAAAUGUUUUCUAUAAAGCACAAUUUAGAAAACAAAACUCUAAAGAGUCAACAGCAAAUAGGAAAAUUUUUCAAAUUUAAUUUAAGUGCAAAGGGGGACAUGGUGGCUUAGUGGUUAGCACGUUCGCCUCACACCUCCAGGGUCGGGGUUCGAUUCCCGCCUCCGCCUUGUGUGUGUGGAGUUUGCAUGUUCUCCCCGUGUCUCGGGGGUUUCCUCCGGGUACUCCGGUUUCCUCCCCCGGUCCAAAGACAUGCAUGGUAGGUUUAUUGGCAUCUCUGGAAAAUUGUCCGUAGUGUGUGAUUGUGUGAGUGAAUGAGAGUGUGUGUGUGCCCUGCGAUGGGUUGGCACUCCGUCCAGGGUGUAUCCUGCCUUGAUGCCCGAUGACGCCUGAGAUAGGCACAGGCUCCCCGUGACCCGAGGUAGUUCGGAUAAGCGGUAGAAGAUGAAUGAAUGAAUGAAUGAAUUUAAGUGCAUUAAUUUUAAAUUUGUUGUCAUUAAUAAGAGUAUGAGCAAUCGGAAAUGAUUCCCGACGAGUUAAGAACACAUGACAUCACAUUAAACCCUUUAAUUCUUUUAGUUAAUACUAAAUAAAUAAACAGUCUGAAAUGGUGAAAUUUAUAAUUUUUUUUGUUUUUUUAAUUAAUUUAUUUAUUUUUUGGGAAGGUCAAUCCAUGGUGAGCAGGCGGUAUUGACUAAUCAUCUCCGCUUUCCGUAUCACCCUGACGUUGAUGUGGAUCUGGUUCUGAAUUUGCUCUUGCAUCUUUAGUUCGUUUUGCUCUUUCACGCCAGCCUACAGAUGAACUCUUCAUUUCACAGUAUCAACUUCUGAAAUAUUCUUCUCGUUUCUUUUUGUUAAUUCGAACACCUCAGCUCUACAUACAUUUAAUUUUAAUACGUUAAUCCGUAUAUAUAAUAAAUUCAUACGUAUUAACACUGCAAUGCAAACCCGACGUUUCCUCACGUUGCUGCGAAGAGCAAAAAUCCAGUGAUUGAUUACAGGUUCGAUCUCGGUAAUCAAUUAUAUUAGUUUAAUUUUUUUUAUAUAUAUAUUUUGUCUCAGAAAUUAAAGACCGCAGUCUGCUUACGCUUUGUAUAAAUUCUUCAAAAAUCAUCAAAAAUUUUAAGCUUACAUUCUGCAACAAGAAUCUUUCAUAUUUCACUGAAACACAUUUUCGCUAAUCACCGCUUGACACGCUUGUCGUAUUUAGGAUCGAACCGUUAUUUAUUUGAACGUUUAUUUUAUGAUUCAGUAUAAAAAAAAAAAUCUUUGAAAAAAAAAAUAAAUAAAUGAAACUUCACUUAAUAAAAUAAGUAGCAAAUUUGAGUAUCAGGUGAUUACGAGUGGAUUCCUGUUCACGCUGUAAACAUGCUGCUUGUCUUUUACCGAGACGCCAGAACGGUUUUGUAUUAAAGCAGAAGCACCACAGAGUUUCAUCCAGGUCCUAUUUUCAGGUGUCCUGGUGUUUUUCUCUUAAAGGCCAUAGUCUAAUAAAUACAAGCCACACAGAAGGUAUUAUGUAAGAAGGUGGAAAUGUAGCGUUCUGGUUCAGUUGAGAACCUGAUGAUGGCAUGAUGGCUGAAGAAAUGGACUCAUUUUGAAAAAAUGGACUGAUUUCGGUAGAGAGAAUAAAAAUAAAAAAAAGAAAGAAAGGAAAGAUGACUUGCAGAACCUUGGCGUGAACGGUUUUAUGAGCUUGAUAAAUCGACCUCAUUUCAGAUUCAAACACCAAGCAAUACGCAGAUUACAGAGAAAUGAUUACACUUCUCCUCAAACAGAUGUUUCAUAUCUCCUUGUUUUAAUUCACGAGUGAAGGUUGCAAUAUGAGUUCGUAUUAUUUUUUAUUAUUAUUAUUAUUAUUACUAUUAUUUUGAGUGCUGAUUUCAAUGUUCUAUCAAGUCGGUUUUGAUGUUCUACAGUUUGCCGUGUUACUUCGCAAGAAGUCAUUUUAUCAUCUCCAAAAAAGUCUAGCAAUGCCUUUAACGGAGACGGAAGUUUCUCCGGGGGCCAGGAUAUAGAAAGCUGUGUGAUUUUUAUGGUGGUUAAGUGCUUUCUUAAGCUCUACAUGAAACACUGGUGAAACAGACAGAAAUCAAACUUUCAGUGAAUAUUUACUUUUAUUAUUAAUGAAGUAGAAACCUUGAUUUGUCUCAUACACACAGCAGCACAGUGAAAUUCUUUUCUUCGCAUGUCCCGGCUUAGAAAGUUUGGGGUUAGAAGAUUUGGUUGCUAAGCAACAUAACAGGGCAAAGAUAUUUUAUUCUGUGAACAGAACAGGGGCUGAAGUGGUUUGUUGGUUUUAUUUUGGUGGAUUAAUACAUAAGCUUUGGAUGAGUCUCAGCCAAUUAGAUUUUUUUGAUGAUUUGAAAUCUUCAAAAAAAAAUGUAAAUCUUUUUUUUUUUUUUAUUAUUAUUAUUAUCCUGAUCUGUGUCUAUUUUCACCAAUAUUCAUGUAAUAAUGCUAUUCAUUCUCCAUCUAGAGAUGACAGUCUGGUAUUCAUCUUCUUCUUCUUCCGACACCAACCAGCUCAGCUUUUUAAUGAUUUUCGAAUCAUUACACGAAAAUUCUACCUUUUUUAAAUACGUAUAUAUAAAUUUUGUACAGUGUACAUACUCUGUUUGGAGAAGAUCAUAGUUUAAAUAUAAUGCUGAGAUAUUUAUAAGCAGUCAGUAUUCAUCUCAUCGUUUAAUCAUCUCGUAGUGAAUCAGAGUGAUGAUGAGGAUGAGGGAGGAAUUAAGGCAAUGAUCAGGUUUUUUUUUUUUGUUUGUUUUUUUUUUUUAAAUAUAGAAAAGAGAAGUUCUUGGGAUGAUAAAGUGACUGAAUUUGCGUGCCACCAUUGCGAAGUGCACGAGUCUGUCGUUUUGCUUUUGUUGAAUUUGUUAUUAUUUUGCCGUCACGCAGAGCUCCACAGUAAGUCGUGCUGAAAGUGCGUGCGCUCUGUCGGACUUUCUUUUUUUUUUUUUUUUUCUUUUUCUUUUCUCUCCCUUCCCUUUGUGGACUUUGCAAUAGCAUUGCUUUUGUUAUUCCUUUUGUGUCGAAACAGAAAAAGCAAUUCUAGAGAAAUGGUUGAUAUUUAUCUCACUAUUGUUUCUUUUAUUGCUUCUAUUGAUUAUAAAUUGUUCUUUUAUGUAAUACAUUUGUCAUCAGUACCUAAAGUACAUAAAAAAUGUUGUGUAUUUUCAGAAGUCUUACUUGUGAACUGUAGGCCUUUGUGUGGUGCAUGCUGUUCGGAGCCUGCACUGUCAAUCGGUAAAUUAAAGGAAUUUAUUGAUUUUUAACUUAAAA